GCGCACCGACCCGGGCGGAGCUUCCCGGGCGAUCGCGAGAUGCGGGGAGGCUCGGGGGAGGCUGCGGCGGACGCGGGCGCGCCGGCCGGCGGCGUUGGGACCGAGGGGUCGCUGUCUCCGGAGGCGGCGGCGGAGGCGGCCAAGCUCCUGCCCUUCCUGGCGCCCGGCGCGCGGGCGGACCUGCAGGAGGCGGCGGCAGGGCACGUGCUGGCGCUGACGGGCUCGGGGCCGGGCCGGACGCUGCUGGCUGGGCAGGCGGCGCUGCUGCGGGCGCUGGUGGAGUUGGCGGCGGCAGCCGCCCCGGCCCCGGCCCCGGCCCCGGCCCGCGACGCCGCCCGCGCCCUCGUCAACCUGGCCGCCGACCCCAGCCUGCACGAGUCGCUGCUGGCGGCUGCGCCGGGGCUGCCCGCCCGCUUGCUCGGCCGCGCGUUGGACCCACAGUGGCCCUGGGCGGAGGAGGCGGCCGCCGUGCUGGCCAACCUCAGCCGCGAGCCGGCGCCGUGUGCUUCGCUGAUGGAGGCGCUGACGGCCGCGGAGCCCGGGGAGGCCGGCCUGGAGCGGCUGGUGCGCGCGCUGUGCACGCCCGGCUACAACGCCCGCGCGCCCCUGCAUUACCUGGGUCCAGUGCUCUCCAACCUCAGCCAGCGACCCGCAGCGAGGGCCUUCCUGCUGGACCGGGACAGGUGCGUGGUCCAGCGGCUGCUGCCCCUCACCCAGUACCCGGACUCCACAGUGCGCAGGGGCGGGGUCGUGGGGACGCUGCGAAACUGCUGCUUCGAACACCGACACCACGAAUGGUUGCUGGGGCCCGAGGUGGACAUUCUCCCCUUCUUGCUACUGCCCCUGGCUGGGCCUGAGGACUUCUCUGAGGAGGAGAUGGAGCGCCUGCCCGUGGACCUGCAGUACCUGCCACCAGACAAGCAGCGGGAGUCUGAUGCUGACAUCCGGAAGAUGCUCAUUGAGGCCAUCAUGUUGCUGACGGCCACAGCACCUGGUCGGCAGCAGGUGAGGGACCAGGGAGCCUACCUGAUUCUCCGAGAGCUGCACAGCUGGGAGCCUGAGUCUGAUGUGCGGGGGACUUGUGAGAAACUCAUCCAGGUGCUGAUUGGGGAUGAGCCGGAGCGUGGCAUGGAAAACCUGCUGGAAGUGCAGGUGCCUGAGGCUGUGGAGCGGCAGCUGCAGGAGCUGGACCGCCAGGAGCAGGAGCAGUGCCUGCGGGAGCAGCAGGAGCGGGAGCUAUCUCCAGAGCCACAGGCGGAGGGGGCUGCACCCACCUGAGGCACCUGCACAGGCCAUCGCCAGCUCCAGGCCCACCUUGACGAGCCCACCCGUCCUGGCCUCCCAGAUCAGGCCUUCCUGCAGCUGCCUGCAGGGCUCUGGGUCACCUUGCUCCGAGGCUGUGCCCUACUGAGAAGCAGAGCUACACUUAAGCUCUGGGUUCAUGCUGAGGGCUCUCGGGCUAAUGCCCUGAAACAUUGGAGGGUUGCGGGCACCUCCCUGUGCCCUGUUGCUUGAGCAAAAAUGCAGCUGGUGCCUGGCCAGCGUGGUUCAGUGGUUGAGUAUUGACCUAUGAACCAGGAGUCACGGUUUGAUUCCUGGUCAGGUCAGGGCACACUGAGCCGGGUUGCAGGCUCCAUCCCCAGCAUGGGGCGCGCAGGAGGCAGCCGAUCAUAGUUCUGUCUCAUCGCUGAUGUUUCUCUCUCUCUCCCUCUCCCUUCCUCUCUGAAAUAAAUAAAAAAAUAUAUAUUUUUAAAAUGUAA
This is a messenger RNA of Myotis daubentonii (Daubenton's bat), 1760 nucleotides long. It is a transcript of the gene HGH1, whose product is annotated as HGH1 cochaperone. The record is from RefSeq and is a predicted model, not a curated record. Lineage: Eukaryota; Metazoa; Chordata; Mammalia; Chiroptera; Vespertilionidae.